Molecule: messenger RNA, 1029 nt
Organism: Encephalitozoon intestinalis ATCC 50506
Lineage: Eukaryota; Fungi; Microsporidia; Unikaryonidae
Product: NADPH adrenodoxin oxidoreductase
Exons: 1
Coding region: 1-1029 (342 amino acids)
Molecular function (GO): oxidoreductase activity
Source: RefSeq, a predicted model, not a curated record
AUGAAGGUAUGUGUAAUUGGUGGAGGACCUGCAGGACUGUACACUGCAGCUUCCUUACUAUCGAGAGACGUCAAUGUAACACUAUACGAGAAGGAACCAGAGCUAGGGGGGCUGUACAGAUACUCCUUGCUCCCUGAGUCGAGAAUGUCUCCAUUUACGAAACUACUGGAGCACAAGAACUUUUCUUUGAAAUUGAAUUCCAAAAUUGAUCUUGAGAAGCUAAGUGGUAUGGAAAAGGAAUUUGAUGCUUUCGUUAUUGCUACAGGACCUGGAGGGCCAAGAAAGCUGGCAAUUCCUGGAGCAGACCAUUGCAUCGGCAGUCUUGACAUAGCAAAAUCGUGGGCAGGAGAAGAGCCAAAAUACACAGUAGGAAGCAAGGUUCUGAUUGUUGGGAUGGGAGACGUCUCUAUGGACAUUACAAAAUAUCUUUUUGGAUGGGCCGGGCCUCAGUUCAAGUUUCCGAAAAAUGCUCUUGAAAGAGUAAAAGAAGUUAGAGAUGUAACCAUCACAUCUAGAAGAAAUGUCUUGGAAAGUUCAUUCUCCAACCAUGGGCUGAGAAGCGUACUUGAAAUUCCAAGGCUAGGAUUCAGCUGGUCCUCGCCAAAAGACAUAUCUUGCCCGGACAAAGACAAGACCAAAGACCUUGAGCAGAAAUUCACUUAUCUGCAGAAAGAUGAUGGGAAAAAAGACAAUAUUAAUAAGUGGAAGGAGAGAAGACUAAGGCUGUUCCAAGGAGUCAGAGAGGGGGCCAAAAGACUCAGGCUGAUGUUCAACACUAACAUAAAGUCAAUAGAAAGAGUUGGAAGGCAAUACAAGGUGAAGAUGGAGCAGGGUGGAAUUCCCAUCGAGGAAUACUUCGACACAGUGAUAUCUAGUGUGGGCUUCAGCAGGGCAGAUCCCAGAAGUUUAGGAUUUACAAAGCCUGUGUAUUAUGUUGGAUGGGCAAAGCAUCCAAAGGGGAAUGCCGAAAGAGCAAAAGAGGAUGCCCAAGAUGUUGUAAACAAAAUAGUUGAAAUGAAGAAAAUGUAG